AUGUAUCCUCCUUCAGCGCCGGUCGAAUUACCCACCUCUUAUGCCUCUCUCGAUCUACCAGAUAUCAAACUGUCUCAUGUCCCGGAAUCAUCUCCAGUCCCGACUCCAGUCUUGCUGGUUACGCUCAACAGACCGCACAAGAACAAUGCCUUUACGGGACCGAUGCGUAACAGCCUCGAGAGUGUGUUCCGCAUGGUCAACGUCGACUCGAGGGUCAAGGUGGUGGUCCUGACGGGCGCGGGAAGGAUGUAUUGUGCCGGGGCUGAUCUGGAAAUCGGAUGGCCGGGGAGCACCAACAAGGAUGCGACGGAGACGGUGGGGAAGAGUGAGCGAGACGUGGAUCAUCGAGACCGGGGUGGGAGAGUCGCGCUGGCUAUCCACCAGUGCUCCAAACCAACCAUCGCAGCGAUACAAGGCAGCGCUGUCGGCGUGGGCAUCACCAUGUGCCUGCCCGCGACCAUCAGGGUCGCGUGCGCCAGCGCAAAGAUCGGCUUCGUCUUCUCCCGUCGAGGCAUCGUCCUCGACGCCUGCUCGUCCUAUUUCCUGCCUCGCCUAAUCGGUCUGUCGCGCGCCCUUCACCUGACUGCCACCGGUGCGAAUUACCGCGCGGACCAUCCACUCCUACAGAGCCUCUUCUCCGAGAUCCUCCCGACGCCGGAGCAGACGGUCCAGCGAGCGCUCGAGCUCGCGCAGGAGAUUGCGGACAAUUCGUCGACCGUGUCGCUGAAACUGAUGCGGGACAUGCUCAACCGCGGGCCGGGCAGCGCGGAGGAGACGCAUCUCCUCGACUCGCGCAUUCUGCACCAGUUGUUCGGGAGCAGGGACAAUCUCGAAGGGGUCAAGAGCUUUUUCGACAAGAGAGCUCCGAGUUUCAAGGGGACCUUGCAGGAGGACGCGCCGGACAGCUGGCCGUGGUGGCCACAGACGGACAUCGGGUACAGUAAGCCCAACACCAAGUACAUGGCUUCAAAGCUGUAG
Fonsecaea pedrosoi CBS 271.37 is the source of this 978-nucleotide messenger RNA. RefSeq lists its product as uncharacterized. The record is from RefSeq and is a predicted model, not a curated record. NCBI's taxonomy places the organism in Eukaryota, Fungi, Ascomycota, Eurotiomycetes, Chaetothyriales, Herpotrichiellaceae. The coding region runs from base 1 to 978 and encodes 325 amino acids. The transcript is spliced from 2 exons.